Malaclemys terrapin pileata is the source of this 1555-nucleotide messenger RNA. RefSeq lists its product as uncharacterized. The transcript has 4 exons. The coding region runs from base 173 to 1555 and encodes 460 amino acids. The record is from RefSeq and is a predicted model, not a curated record. Lineage: Eukaryota; Metazoa; Chordata; Testudines; Emydidae.
GAUGGGCAAAGGUCUCAACACCGCUUUCCCCUUGUCCCGGGCCUUCCCCACCCUCUGACAGGGGUCACAGGAUCGGCAGUACUGCCGGACGUUGGUGAAGAUCCCGGGCCAGUAAAAGUUCUGUAGCAGCCUCUGCCUGGUGCGCCGGAUCCCCUGGUGCCCUGCGAGAGGGAUGUCAUGGGCCAGGUACUGUAGCUUGUGGCGAAACUUCUGGGGAACCACCAGCUGCCUCCUGAUCCCCCACAACUCCACUUCUCCUGGGGGAGCCCACUCUCGGUACAGGAACCCCUUCUCCCACAGGAACCUCUCCUUGCAUCCUCUCCUCAUGGUCUGUACCACACUGAGGUCAGCCAGGCCCCUUAGCUUCCGCAGGGAGGGGUCCUUCUGCAACUCGGCCUGGAACUCGGCGGCUGGGGAAGGGAUGGGGACCUGCUCCUUCUCGUCGGCUGGGUCGGAAGCCCCAGCCACCCCGAGCCUUGUCCUUGGGUGUUCCCUCCCCACCCGGGUAGGGUUCGGUGCCUCCGGUGGGACAUCCUUCCCAAGGUCAGGGCGUAGUGCCCCUCGCCGGCUCUGGCUACGGGUCACGACUAAGGCGGUCUGGGGGCUGCUUGGCCAGUCCUCUAGGUCCCCCCCCAUCAACACCUCAGUGGGCAAAUGGUGGUGCACUCCCACGUCCUUGGGGCCCUCCUUGGCCCCCCAUUUCAGGUGUACCCUCGCUAUGGGAACCUUGAAUGGGGUCCCGCCCACCCCGGUCAGGGUCAGGAAGGUGUUGGGCACCACCCGAUCUGGGGCCACCACCUCGGGCCGGGCCAGUGUCACCGCUUGUCACUUGCUGACUUUCCAUGGGAACAGCAAAAGGGACAUCCCUGGCUCCAGGCCCUGCGCCAAGGCAGGGAGCUUCCCAACAACCCAGCAGAAUAGUCUCCCCGGGGCAGACGGGCGCAUUUCCGCUGACCCCGCUCGGACACGGCUGCAGCAGCUGCUGAAGCUUUCCAAUAGCGUUCAGCGUGAGGCAGACCCCCAGCGGGGGAACUGCAGCCUGCUCUGGCCGCUGGAGCCCCUCAGCCUGGGGGUCGAGUGGAGCCAAGCUGGGGGCUGGCCCCUGGCCCAGACGCUCCUGAAGGAGCCUCCCAGCUCUCAGCCUACUGAGCACUUGCUGCCUCGCCUGGGGCCCAGGGGGGCGGUGUCAGCGCUGCGCCAGCGGCUGGUUCUCUGCAGGACGCCGCUCUGGAGCCUCUCCGGGCAGGUGUUUCCUCCAGCCACACACGCUCGGGGCUCUUUGGCCCCCAGCACUGGACUCCGCGUUCCAGCAGCUGCCUCCCCGGGGCCGUGCCGAGGCAAAGCCCCUCACAGCUGGGCGUGUGGCACGACUGCCAGCCCCCCUCCCCCUCCGCGGCCACAUCCAGGGACUUCCCAGCCCGCCUCAGCAGCCUCUUCCCUGAAGGGCAAACGGGGCCGAGGGGUCCAGAGAGAAUUAGGGGCACCAGACAGGGCUGGGACACGCACCCGGCAACAGCAGAACCCGCAAACCCCAUGUGCUCAGACACCCCACUAG